UCGAGUUUUUGAUCUCAAGCUGUUUCUGAGAGAAGCCGCUGAGUAAGAUGGGGAAGGAGAAGUUUCACAUCAAUAUCGUUGUCAUCGGUCAUGUCGACUCCGGCAAGUCGACGACGACGGGGCACCUGAUUUACAAGCUGGGAGGCAUCGACAAGCGAGUAAUCGAGCGAUUCGAGGAGGAGGCAGCCGAGAUGAACAAGAGAUCUUUCAAGUACGAAUGGUUGCUUGACAAGCUGAAGGCCGAGCGCGAGAGAGGAAUCACCAUCGACAUCGCUCUGUGGAAAUUCGAGACCACCAGGUACUACUGCACCGUGAUCGAUGCCCCUGGCCAGAGGGACUUCGUAAAAAACAUGAUCACGGGAACCUCCCAGGCCGACUGCGCCGUGCUCAUCAUUGACUCCACCACGGGAGGUUUCGAGGCCGGGAUCUCCAAAGACGGCCGGACCCGAGAGCACGCCCUCCUAGCCUAGACCCUCGGAGUGAAGCAGAUGAUCUGCUGCUGCAACAAAAUGGACGCCACCACUCCCAAAUACUCCAAGAGCAGGUACGAUGAAAUCCAAAAGGAGGUCUCCACCAACCUGAAGAAGGUCGGAUACAGCCCGGAGAAAAUCCCGUUCGUCCCAAUCUCGGGCUUCGAGGUGGACAACAUGAUCGAGAGGUCCAGCAACCUCGACUGGUACAAGGGCUUAACCCUCCUGGAGGCUCUGGACAGUGUCUCCGAGCCAAGAAAAAAUGAACUCCAUCACCCGAUAGUUUUGACCCCGCCAAAUUCCGAUUCCAGGUCAAAUUCAGAUUCCUCCAAGAUUGUUCGCCGCCGGCCGCGGCUCAAAGCCAGAAGCAGACUUGGGUGCUGGAUAGGCGGUGGCGAAGUUCCGAAUUCGGACAUACGCGACUUCAUGCGCCUUGAUAGAUAACAUUCGAAUUGUCAUAUUCUUAUCACGAUUUUAGAUUAAAGUGGUGGAGUCGAGGAUCGAGCUGAAGUUCUCGUAGGUUCAGAUCGUCAUGUUCAAGCAGGU
Messenger RNA from Marchantia polymorpha subsp. ruderalis, 1016 nucleotides. Lineage: Eukaryota; Viridiplantae; Streptophyta; Marchantiopsida; Marchantiales; Marchantiaceae. The record is from the annotation of a GenBank genome assembly.